UGCUUCCCCCGACAGGACCCGCCAAACCAGAGGCGCGUCCCGCUCCUUCCUCCCGUCCCCGCUUCAGCCUGGCGCUUCCUGGAGCGGAGGCCGAUCCCCAUGGGCGGGUCCCGGGAAUGGCCGUUAAUGGCAGAAGGGGGAGAUUCUGCCCGGAGACUGAUGACGUCAAGGAGAAAGGCGAAUUCCCAUUGGUGGAUUCUGGGCGUUGGGAAGAAAAGAAAGGAGGAGCGUCUCUCUCUGUCUGUGUCGGGCUCCGUUCAACGGCCGCGAAGCCCCGCCCCUCUAUGGGCAUCCUGCCCGCGGCUGCCAUGUUAGGUCCGGGCGGAAGUCCACCGAGGAAGGGAGGCCUCUUCCUAGAGGGGCUCAGGACGAGAGGUCACUUCCGGAGGAGGAGGGACAGAGGAGGCCUUUCGGAGAGAGCGGGAGAGAGGAAGGAGGCGGAGGAGGAGGAGGAAGGGCAUUUAUACCUCGCCCUUCUCGCCCUGAAGGGGACUCAAAGCAGCUUUACAGAACACACACACAUGGCAAACACUCAGUGCCUGAUUAUACAAUCAACAAGGACAGACAACACAGACAGAGUAUUUAUUCCUCGCCCCGAAGGGGACUCAGAGCGGCUUUACCGAACACACACACGGCAAAUAUUCAGUGCCUGAUUCUACAAUUAAGAAGGACAGACGACACAGACAGAGACAGGUAACCUCUGAAAGAACCUUUUGAAGAACACUUUGCCCUUUGUUUUAGGACUGAAAUGAAAGUACACAGCACUGACAACAAGAAGAAAUAAGUUGGAGAAAUUAUAUUUCAAGCUACAUAUCUGUGUAUUCAAGGAGGAAAGGAAGGAUUGUGCUGUAAGAAAGAGGGGCUUGGCAAAGAGGAAAGCAGACUACAAUAAUCGAUACAAAGACUCAAAAGAGGAAAACUUCACCUGUUCAGGAGUACAUAUCUCUGAACUUCUGGUAUAAUAUUUGAAUCAUAAAUGUAAAAGAAUGGAAAAUCUCAAUUCCUUGUCAAAAUCACACACAGGGGAGGAACUACAUAAUUGAAUGGACUGUGGGAAAUGCUUCAUUUGGAGGAGAUCCCUUACUAAACUUCAACUCACACAGGAGAGAAGGCACAUAAAUACAUGGAAUGUGGAAAGAGCUUCAGGAACAGGGCAAAUCUCCAUACCCAUCAAAGCACCCUCACAGGAGAGAAGCCACAUAAAUGCAUGGAGUGUGGAAAGAGCUUCAGUCAGAGUGGAAAGCUGCAUAUCCAUCAAAGGACCCACACAGGGGAGAAGCCACAUAAAUGCAUGGAAUGUGGAAAAAGCUUCAGUCAGUGUGGACAUCUGCGUGUCCAUCAAAGGACCCACACAGAGGAGAAGCCACAUAAAUGCAUGGAAUGUGGAAAAAGCUUCAGUCAGAGUGGACAUCUGCAUACACAUCAAAGGACCCACACAGGGGAGAAACCACAUAAAUGCAUGGAAUGUGGAAAGAGCUUUAGUCACAGUGUGAGUCUGCGUUCCCAUAAAAGGAUCCACACUGGGGAGAAGCCACAUAAAUGCAUGGAAUGUGGAAAGAGCUUCAGUCAGAGUGGACAUCUGCGUACACAUCAAAGGACCCACACAGGGGAGAAGCCACAUAAAUGCAUGCAAUGUGGAAAGAGCUUCAGUCAUGGUGUGAAUCUGCAUACUCAUCAAAGGACCCACACAGGGGAGAAGCCACAUAAAUGCAUGCAAUGUGGAAAGAGCUUCAGUAAGAGGGGAGAUCUGCAUAUCCAUCAAAGGACCCACACAGGAGAGAAGCCACAUAAAUGCAUGGAAUGUGGACAGAGCUUCAGUCAGAGUGGACAUCUGCGUGUCCAUCAAAGGACCCACACAGGGGAGAAACCACAUAAAUGCAUGGAAUGUGGAAAGAGCUUUAGUCACAGUGUGAGUCUGCGUUCCCAUCAAAGGAUCCACACUGGGGAGAAGCCACAUAAAUGCAUGAAAUGUGGAAAGAGCUUCAGUCAGAGUGGACAUCUGCGUACACAUCAAAGGACCCACACAGGGGAGAAACCACAUAAAUGCAUGCAAUGUGGAAAGAGCUUCAGUCAUAGUGUGAAUCUGCAUACGCAUCAAAGGACCCACACAGGGGAGAAGCCAUAUAAAUGCAUGGAAUGUGGAAAAAGCUUCAGUCAGUGUGGACAUCUGCGUGUCCAUCAAAGGACCCACACAGAGGAGAAGGCACAUAAAUGCAUGGAAUGUGGAAAGAGCUUCAGUCAGAGUGUGAAUCUGCAUACUCAUCAAAGGACCCACACAGGAGAGAAGCCACAUAAAUGCAUGGAAUGUGGAAAGAGCUUCAGUCAGAGUGGACAUCUGCAUGUCCAUCAAAGGACCCACACAGGGGAGAAGCCACAUAAAUGCAUGGAAUGUGGAAAGAGCUUCAGUCAAAGUGUGAAUCUGCAUACUCAUCAAAGGACCCACAGAGGGAAGAAGCCACAUAAAUGCAUGGAAUGUGGAAAAAGCUUCAGUCAGAGUGGACAUCUGCGUACACAUCAAAGGACCCAUACAGGGGAGAAACCACAUAAAUGCAUGGAGUGUGGAAAGAGCUUCAGUGAGAGUAGAAAGCUGCGUCUCCAUCACAGAAUACAUACAGGGCAGAAGCCACAUAAAUGCAUGGAAUGUGGAAAGAGCUUCAGUCAGAGUAGCAGUCUGCGUUCCCAUCAAAAGACCCACACAGGGGAGAAGCCAUAUAAAUGCAUAGAAUGUGGAAGAAGCUUCAGUCGCAGUGACACUCUACGUUUCCAUCAAAGGAAGCACACAGGGGAGACGCCAUAUAAAUGCAUGGAAUGUGGAAAGAGCUUCAGUCGGGGUGACAGUCUACGUACCCAUCAAAGGACCCACACAGGGGAGAAGCCACAUAAAUGCAUGCAAUGUGGAAAAAGCUUCAGUCAGAGUGGACAUCUGCAUGUCCAUCAAAGGACCCACACAGGGGAGAAGCCACAUAAAUGCAUGGAGUGUGGAAAGAGCUUCAGUGAGAGUGUAAAGCUGUGUCUCCGUCACAGGAAGCACAUAGGGGAGAAGCCACAUAACUGAAUGGACUGUGGAAAGAGCUGCACACAAGGUUCAGCCUUCAUUACACAUCAAAGAACUCACACACAGCCAGAGUACCCCUUCCUGUAUGUUUCCUAUUUCUCCUAACAAAUUUCCCCACUUAAGGGUCCCAGACAGAAAAAAAGAGAAUAGACAGAAAAAUGAAGGCCGCCACCUUGAUCUGUAUCUAUCGUGUACAGCAGUUUCUGUCGUCUGGCUUGACUGAUUCUGGGGGCAGGUCUCUCACAGGGGAGGACUUAUCUCAGUAUUGCAGUCAGCUUGGAAGGGGUUAACAUGGGCUUUUCCUCCUCAAGAAAAGCAUUGCAGGCUUCUGAGAUGAUCUGUGAAGGCUUUCUGAAAUGAGCAGCAGCUGAGCUCUCAAGAGAAAAGGGAUCUGGAAAAGAAUAGCUCUUUUGUAGCAGAUAACAUCAGAAAUCUUUCCCUGGAUCUUGGCUCUGCUGCCCCUCAAAUAGAAUUCUGGACUCUGGCCUUCUUCCUAUAAUCCUGUUCUGGACUCUAUUGUUCCCUGAAUCGCUGAAUGUAAAUUCUGGACUGACUGCUUGGCUUGAUUUAUGGACUUGGGCUUCAGUUUGCAUGCCUGCCUUUCUGACUGGGCUUUGAAAUAUUGACUUCAGUUUGUACUCUUGCAUUCUUGGUUGUUCUUUUAUGAACUGUGGUGAAUACAUUCCUGACAUCUGGCUAUUAGACUGUGACCUUGGCAAAUAUUUGUUUAUUUGUAAAUUAUGCAGUCAUACUUAUAAUUGUAAGCCGCUUUGGGUCUCCUUCGGGAGAGAUAAAGUGGGUGUAAUGAAGUAUGAGUUUUGUAUUCAUGUUUGUUGUGUUUAACUAUGUGCUUUUGGUUUGGUUAGGUAGGUAUGAGACGGCGGCAGCCAUUUAGUGGCUCUCCUCUGAGGCAGUUGCCAUGGAGAUGUGGGCGGAGCCAUCUGCCGAGGGGAGGAGAAGUGAAGAGGUUUUUUUAAAAGUGAAGCCUCAGUCUGUGCUCAGAUGAGGCACAGGGAAGAUUGAUUCCAAGUUGAUGGGAUCAAGGAGACUCAAUUGUUCAUUUUGAGUCGGUUAUAAAUAAGUUUGGUGACUCAUUUAAUGUAGUCUGUGUCCUGGAAAGGCACAGAGAAUCUGUGAUAGUAUAUCACAGGGGUGACUGUGGUUUGAAGUCACUGGAUAGUCCAAGUUUCAGACUUUGGGAACCAAUCCCAGCUGGACUCACAGAGAUCCAUUGAAGUAACAGUUUAAAAGGAGCAGAGGAAGAAGUUUUAACUACUUUAAGUAAAAGAAGGGAUACUUUAGAGAGUUUGAUUCAUCUCAUUCUAGUAUUUUAACUGUUAAUAAGAAUACCUCUAAGUGAAACAUCUUUUGUAACCACCAAGCUUGUGCCUGAAUAAACUUGAUAUUGUUCUUUCAACAUCAAAGCCUCUGUCGUCUAUAGACUCCCUCAGCACAAUUGCGCUACCAUUUUAACACCAAAUAAAGUAAAAGGCUUCCUCUGAGCUAUUGGGUGGUUGAGCACUUUUAUAAUGUAAAGGUGUCUCUCCACAUAGUGGUGGUUGCAUUUCCACUAAUCGGUGGCAGUUGUCUUUUAUUGUUUGGGACAUUUAUUUGUUAUUAAUUGGGUCUUCUAGGCUACCCUCCUUUACACAAUGGUGGCAGUGGUGGGAUAAAAAAGAUUUCCCCCCUGCCUGAAAGAGCCUUAGUUGUUAUUCGUCUUUUACAUAAUAAUAAUGCCUGCUUAGAGUAAACCCCCUGUAGUAAUUGCGACUGUUCAGUCAUUUCCAUUAGCAAAGGAUCCAUUAGGAUACACAACAUCUCUCCCUAAUUGCAGAGAAUGGAAGACAAUGUGAUGACAUUAGCUGAUGAAGAUUCUUAAAUCUGUUGAGAUGGACAAUUUAACUAAGUUGAUGAAGAGACAUAUUUGUCUUAACUACAAGCAAGAUUGGGACCUACUAAUUCACUAGUUAUAAUAAUGAGGGGACAUUUGUUUACUGUGGGUUUUAGGAAUUAGUUUAAUAUAAUUAAAAAUGGAAGAGUAAAUAUAGAACAGCAUUUAAAGUGAGUUAAUAGAGAUACAAAUCAGCAUGCAGUGAGAGUUGUUUAGUUUCAUUUUUCUGUUAGUUUUGUUCUUAUUGUGUAGGUAUGUGUUGUUGAGUCUUUUAUGUUUGUUAAAUGUGGUGGAAGCUUUUAAGCAGAGGCUGGGUGGCCAUCUGUCAGGAGUGCUUUGAAUGUGAUUUCCUGCUUCGCAGGGGCCUGGACAGGAUGGCCCAUGAGGUUUCUUCCAACUAUGAUUCUAUGAAGUAAUCUUUUUUUAAAAAAAAAAUGCCAAAAAUGUAAUUUUGUAAAAAGAAUUGUUGGAACAAUCUUUUAAGAGGACAAAAAUAGAGGAAGUUAUUAAGAAUUUUAAAGCCAGGAAAGCUCCAGGUCUGGACGGAUUGGGAACAGAAUAUUAUAAAAGUUUUAGAGAAAUGUUGACUCCAAAAUUAUUAGAAUUGUAUAUUGGAAUAAGGAAAGGAGAGAAAAUACCCAAGUCAUGGAGGAAGUCAUUAAUAAUAUUAAUAUGAAAACCUGAUAAAGAUUUAACAGACAUAGGCCUAUAUCAUUAGUUAAUCAGGAUGCAAAGAUAUUAUCGGCUGUAAUAGCCAAUACAAUGAAUAAAUGCAUGUACAAAUAUAUAUAAAAAGAUGAAUUUGGGUUUGUAAAAGGCAGACACAUGUCACAUUUGAUAGGGAGAGUAUUAAACAAAAUAUGUGUGCUAUGGCGAUAGAAUUAUUUGCAAACACCAGCAGCAAUUAUAAGAAUUUAGAAGGGGUAGGAAUAAAGGAAAAGCAGAAGCUGAGCUUAUUUGCCAAUGACACAUUGUUAUUGAUUGAAAAUAUGGUAGGUACAGUAAGAUGGAUAGGAUAAAGGAUCAUUGAGAGAUAUUUGGGAAAUCAACAGGUUUACAAGUAAAUUGGACUAAAUCAGAAAUGAUGUUACUUAAUUAUACAAAGAAAGAAGAAAAAGACUUUAUAGAACAGAGCAAUGCGGGAAUUAGAAUCAAGAACAAAUUAAAAUACCUGGGAGUAAUUAUAACAAAGGACUUAAAAGAAAUAGAAGAGGUAAAUGUAGUGGCAUUGAGGAAAGUAGUUCCAAAAAACUAGAAUAUUUAUCUUGGUUUGGAAAGACAGCAUUAGUAAAAAUGAAAAUACUUCUGACGAUAAGCUUCAUAUUUAGAAUGUGUACAGUUCAGAUUACAGAAGAAGAGAUGAAUACAUUAUUUAUUUGCGACAUUUCUACCCGCCUUUCCCCACCCCGAAGGGGACUCAAGGCAGACAAAUGAUAAAUGGCAACAAAUGAUAAAUAAAUACUGUAAUGGCAGUCAAAGAAAUAGACUAAACAAAUAGUUAUGGUACAGAUCUCAAUAAAGAGGAGGGUAAGCGCUUCCUCAUAUCAAAAAAUAUUAUGAAGCAAACAUAUUGAGAUUGGUUUUAGAAGGAAUGAGAAAGAAGGAUGUAGAAUGAUGAAUAAUGGAUUCAGGAAAAGCAGAGGAAGAAAUUUGGAAUAUUUUUUUUCAAAGAGUUUAUGAGAAAAGAAAUUAGGGAAACUGGAAACCCGAUGUUGAGGAAAGUAUUAGAAAUAUGGAACAAAUAGAGGAGAUUGUUAAUAACAGAUAGUUCAAUAAUAACCCCAAUUAUAUUGGAAAAUAAAUUUCCCCCCAAAAUUUAAAGUAUAUAAUGGAUAAAAAAUUAAGGGGAAAAAACUUAGAUAAAAUAGGGAAUUGGACAAAGGCUGGAAUGAAGAAGGAAAGGAUUAUGGAUGAAUCUAGAGAAAUAAAAUUGACAUGGUUCCAUUAUAUACAAUUAGAACAAUGUUUCAAAAAGUGGGUGAAGAAUCAUAAACAUAGAAGUAAGCUUAAUCAGUUUGAACAAAUAAUACAAAAUGGAAGGGAUAGAGAGGAACAAAAAAUGUGAAAGGAAUAAGUAAAAUAUAUAAAAUAUUAAUCGAAAUAAA
Anolis carolinensis (green anole) is the source of this 7051-nucleotide messenger RNA. Its product is annotated as zinc finger protein 814-like. The transcript is spliced from 4 exons. NCBI's taxonomy places the organism in Eukaryota, Metazoa, Chordata, Lepidosauria, Squamata, Anolidae. The record is from RefSeq and is a predicted model, not a curated record. Bases 1124 to 3055 code for a protein of 643 amino acids.